Agrilus planipennis (emerald ash borer) is the source of this 6595-nucleotide messenger RNA. RefSeq names its product DNA-binding protein RFX2 (gene Rfx). The transcript is spliced from 14 exons. Gene Ontology annotation, molecular function: RNA polymerase II cis-regulatory region sequence-specific DNA binding; DNA-binding transcription factor activity, RNA polymerase II-specific. The record is from RefSeq and is a predicted model, not a curated record. Bases 1265 to 3532 code for a protein of 755 amino acids. Lineage: Eukaryota; Metazoa; Arthropoda; Insecta; Coleoptera; Buprestidae. Gene Ontology annotation, biological process: regulation of transcription by RNA polymerase II.
UUUGCAUAUAUUUAAUACUUAUUUUACGUAUAAAAAUGGCUCCCUCAAUCAUUAGAUGUGCAUGUGUAUGCUUUGUGCUUGUUAAAUGACGUUUUAUAUUUCGAAAUCACCACCUUAUGAUGUAUUUCUUAAAAAUAUCAGGUUAUCAAACUUCUAAAUUGAGAUUCCUGGAAACAAAUUAACUUCACACAAAUGUACUAACUUACUGCAAUUUAUUUGGCUACUUUCUGCCGCGAUAAUUCUGUAGAAGGUAAAUUUGACUUUGAUUACCCUGUUGGAGUUUGAUUAACAAAAAUAUGGUUGACUUGCCCCUGAAAUGAUGUUAUUAAGACUUCAAAAUUAACUUGAUACAACUCAUUUUCAAAGUAAUUUCCCAGAAUAUUUUCUUUGAUAUCCAUAUUAUUUUCUUUAAGCUUUUCUAUUCUAAGGUUUUGCUUUUUCCAAUGCUAAUAAACUUUGGCAACUUAUCUCUUAGUUAAUAUAUAUUAUUUUAAAUUAUUUUCAAUGUUUGCAUUUCUGAUAGGGAAGUUGUGGCAAAUAUAGUCAAUGUUUUAUUCCCUUUGGUUGUCAUGGUGUCUCUAUAGUAAUUACUUUCACUCUCAAAGAAAUCUGAAUGAAUUUUGAUGUUGAAAGGGCUCGAGGAGUGUUUAAAAAUGAACCAUUUUAAUUUCAUUCAUUAACAUAUUCAAUCAAUUGUGUUACAAAGUAAUUCUAGGAUAGUAAAUUUUAUAUGGUAUCAUUCACUACCAGCACACUACCCUACCUAAUUUAGUUUCCCUUAUUUUGACCCUUCGUUAUUAUUUUCUCCAUCCAACUAAAGCAUGACUCAUUGGCAUGAAGGUACACAAUUACUACUACAGGUGCAAGUGAUAAGCUAAUGUAAUCCCUAAAGAACCAUACAAAGGAAACAGUUCACAUGUAUAUAACCAGGUGCAUAUGUAUAGAUAGCACUAUAUAAUAUUAUAGUUUGUUGGCACAUGCUGGUUGUAUUUGCACUUGAUAUGGAUAGGGGUGUUCACAUAUCUCUUUUUUUAUAAAAGGAUAGGAAGUGUAAAAUCAAUGUUAUUAUCCUUUUGAACUUAUUCAGGGAGGGUUUUAUUGUGCGUGCCUGAAUGGGAGCAGAUUAUUGAUAUGUGAUGUUCGUAAAGUCAUAGUGCUUUUUCACCUUAGCAGGACAAUGAUGUCUCUAAAGUGAAGUAAUAUUUUACAUGAUUUAUCUGGAUUGGAUGUUUCAGUGGGCAGGUGUAGUCAAGGAAACACAGCCAUGGCAACUACAGCUCGGUUCGCAGCAACUGGAGGCAACAGCAGCUCCCCUACCCCUGCACCAGCAACGACACCUCCAAAUCAGCCACAACCUACCCAGCUUAUUGUGCUCCCUGCUAGUAUACACCAGGCAACAACAAACACUUUACCGAAUGGAGUUCCUAUUAUAGACGUGUCUGCCUUGGAACAAGCUGCUGAUUCAAGCAAUGAGAGCUCUGUGACUGCUGAGACAUCAGGGGAAACUCACGAAACGGAUCCUAUAGGCCCACAUUCACCUCAAUUUAUAACAGUGACGGAAGCUGCUGCUAGAUCAUAUGCUUCUUUAACACCAGUGCAACCUGCUGUAGUUGCAUCAGAAGGAGAAACUGUGGCUUCUCAUCAAGGAUACCAUGUUCAGUAUGUUGAACCCGAAAUAUAUGCUUCACAAACAAACGGCGGUCAAACACAAAUGGCGUAUCCGGUCUACACCGUAGGAGAAUCCGGCACUUUAUAUGCUAGUCAGGGGCAGUAUUAUGCUGCAAAUACAGGGGCGACUGGUGCUACGAAUGCUGUUAGUUACAAUACAGGUGGCGGUCAUUAUCUUGUGCAACAAACCGUGGACGCGGAAGCCCUCAUAGCUUCCAGUAGAAAUUCACCCCAAACUACAAGCGCGGAUGCGAAUUAUGUGGCAACAGCUACUGUGCAUGCUACCUCGACUGCUCCUGGUCAAGUCUCAGAAGAUGUAGGAUCUGCUUUGGGGCACGCCACUCGCGUAUCCCCGGCAACUGUGCAAUGGUUACUAGAAAACUAUGAGACGGCCGAAGGAGUUUCCUUGCCUCGUUCAACUUUAUAUGCUCAUUAUUUGAGACACUGUGCCGACAAUAAGCUGGAACCUGUUAACGCAGCUUCAUUUGGUAAACUAAUUCGUUCCGUUUUUCUUGGACUACGUACUAGAAGAUUAGGAACUCGGGGUAAUUCAAAAUAUCAUUAUUAUGGAAUUCGUGUAAAACCUGGUUCAUCAUUAACAACUGUGGAGGAUAGUUCAACAAGAAAUUUAUCUGGUGCAACCACAGUGAGUGGUAAAGUGUCAAAUAAUAUGAAUCGCAACUUUAAACGCAAUUCGGAUGCUGACCCAUCGGUUCCCAUUAGUCCCAUAACACAACAUUUAUCUUAUUUGGGGGAUGGAAGUAACGCAAUUCCGAAUUUUCCUGAUAUGCACUUUAUGGCGGGUUUGCCCGAAGAUUGUAGUGUUGAAGACGUCGAUACAUUUAAGUCGAUUUAUAGAGAACAUCUGGAGGCAUUUUUGGAUGCAAUCAUGAGUUUAGAAUUCGGUACGAUAGAGUCGCUUUGGAGAGAGUUUUGGAGAUCUCAAGACAACAAUAAUGGAGACGAAUGUGAAGAAGAAAAAUACCUUUCCAAGUCAAAAUUGUUUUCCUUGUGCAAUUUGGAACCUAUUCAACUUUUUGUUCGUCAGGUAGAUCUGAUGUUUUACCAAAAUUUGAUACAAGUUCUUGUUCCUGAUGUUCUUAAGCCUAUACCUGCAACAUUAACGCAAUGUAUAAGGAAUUUCGCAAAAAGUUUGGAAAGCUGGCUUACAACGGCAAUGACGGGAGCUCCUCCGGCUAUUUUACAAGCCAAACUAUCUGCAGUAUCAGCAUUUGGUUCAAGUUUACGUCGUUACACUUCUCUUAAUCACCUGGCCCAGGCAGCGCGUGCCGUCCUUCAUAAUGGCACACAAAUUGCGCAAAUGUUGGCUGAUUUGAAUCGUGUCGAUUUCCAUAGCGUUCGAGAACAAGCGUCGUGGGUAUGUCAAUGCGAUCAUGACGUGGUAGCCCGUUUCGAGGCAGAUUUCAAAUUGACAUUGCAACAGCAAAACUCAUUGGAACAGUGGGCUUCAUGGCUGAAGAAUGUUGUCACAUCAGUAUUAAAGCCAUACGAGGGCAAGCCAAGCUUUUCGAAGGCGGCGCGCCAAUUUCUGUUAAAGUGGAGCUUUUAUAGUUCCAUGGUGAUUCGCGAUUUAACCUUAAGGUCAGCUGCAAGUUUCGGGUCAUUUCAUCUAAUUCGAUUACUCUAUGAUGAGUACAUGUUUUACCUAAUUGAACAUCAAGUUGCUGAAGCAACAGGUGUUGUUCCUAUUGCUGUAAUGGUAGAGGGAAUUAAAGAAGAAAUGCUGCACGUCGGUAUUUGCUCUAAUGACACGAGUCUGUGUAAUGGAAAUGCGAACAACUCUAAACUUGGAUGCACCAGUCCUUCAGAACGCAUGACGAGCAAACGUAUGAAAAUCAGCUAGCUUGCACCCGGUCGCAAGUAUAUAAUAAUUUCGUAGUAACUUUUACGUACUUGGUAAUUAUAUACGUGAUAUGUGUGUUUUAUCCUAUUAUUCUGAAUGUUUCGGACUUCUAUGUUUGGAUAUGUUGUUAGUACUACUGAAAUGUGUGAACACGAGGUAGAAGCAAGUUUCCCCUCUGAAACAGCAGGUAUGUGAUUUUUGCUUUUUGAAACUAACAGCUACAUAGCUUUACACUGUAGGCAAUUUAGGAGUGAGAUGGUUAAUGUUUUUUGUUUGAGGGUUACAUUUCUUGAUAAGAGAUCCAAAGAAUAAUUUACUCUUACAUACAGGUAAAACUGUAAUAAGUUUUAUUCAGUACUAUUUAAAAAAAACUAUUUGUUUUUGUUUACUAUUUACUGCAAACAAAGUAGGGAUAAAUUCAUUCUAAUAAUAGGCAAUUUUUCUGUAAAAAUAUUUACCAAUGAUUUCAAGUGUAAUUCACCUGCUUAUCUGGUUACAGUUUUUGGCAAGCACUGUAAAAAAUUAAUAUAAAAAGAUCUCAUUCUGAAAGAAGCGAACAGUAAUUAAUACUCCUCGCUUUUUUUGAGUAAAAGUGAAGUAAAAAUUGCUAUUAAAGUAUGUCCCUAUUUGAAAUUGUUGAAACUUUUAGCAAGUUGCAAAGUGGACGUAUUAAAAGAGUGGGUGGGCAUGUAGUGUUUUAAUAUUCAUUAAUGGAAUGUUUUUUUUUUUGAAAAUUAAUUUUUACGUACUACUACCGUUCUUGUGCGAUGCAAAUGGAUUUCUGAUACAAAACGUUGCGCUUGAUCUAUUCAUUUUAAAAUAUAAAAAUUACUAUUAAAAAAGAUGCAGUGUCUUACCUAUUUUUUAUUACUGUUCUUUUCAAAUGAUCAAUAACAAACAGUAAAAAUGUACAAUAGUGUAUUGUCUAAUGUUAUUGAGGAUCUGUGAAUUUCUUUGAGUUAAUUUAAAUAAAACUUAAUGUACUAUGGCUUCAAAAAAUUAAACUAAGGUGGUAAUCUUUUUAUUUGAAAAUAAAAAUAAUUCUUUAUAAAAGAUGUCUUAAACGCUUAACUCAUUGUCAAUUCCGUUAAAAUAAGCCUUUCAAUCUGCUUAAAAAAUAGUAAGAAUUAUUAUAAAUCACUUUAUUAUUUUAAAUGAGCUUUAUUUAUUGCUAGUUAUAAGGUAUGUGAACUGUGUAACUUGGUGUUUGACUGUGCAAUUUAUAACUUAUUGAAUAUUAUUACUAGUACUAUAACUCGUAAGUGCCGUCGUCAUUAUGUCUUAACUGAAUCACAUUUGUAAAUACUAGAAUGUAACGCAUUUUUAUAAAAAACUGUACAUGAAAGUAAUUGUAAACUGUAGUCUAAUUUAUUUAUUAACUAAUUUAUUUCUUGUUUUGUUAUUAUUGCAAUAGAAAUUGAUGUGAUACAAGAAUAGUUUUUAUUAAUUAAUUUUUUUGUUUAUAAUUUGUAUUGGUGGCAUUUCUUUAUUGUGAUUGCGCUGAUUCAAUUUGAUGAAAUAAUAUUAAAACUGGAGUAAUCAAGUUUAAAACAAAGAUGUAAAGAAAAUAUUAAUCGGCAUGUCUCUUGCGUACUCGAAAUCAUUAACAGUAAAUAUUGCCUUAAAUAGGGAGUUAUUAUUUAGUUAUUGAUUAUUAUAAGGUAAGAAAAAAGCUACAUUUGAGAUAUUUUCUCAUUUUAUUGCGAACAAACAACGACUGAUGUCUAUAAAGAUGUGAAAAUGGCUCCUAAAUACUUGAGUUUAUCAGGUUUACUAAAAGCGUUUUUAUUUUUUGUAUUCCUUUUGCUAUUGAUAAUAUAAUUUAUAAAGUGUAGGAUCACUUCAAUAGUUAAAUGCAAUUGUUCUAGUGAUCAAACUCAGCCCUUUUGGCACUUGCCUUUUUUCUUUUAAUUGCGUUAUCGAUAUACAAAUUUCAUAUUGAACGAGCCAGAUUAUAAUUUUUUAUACAUCGAUGAAAAAUUGUGGGUGAUAUCUUCAUUCAGUCAGUAUGAAAUAUAUUAAUAAUAAUGGGCAAAUACCAAAAAAGCUAAAAACAAAAAGAAAAUGAUCAAGUUUGGCCACCAAAAGAAUUUUUUUUAUACUUAUUAAACUAUCGCAUGGAUCGUUUUCAUACUCUUAUCGACACUAGUCAUUUCCCAAUCAUGAUAAACAUGUUGCUUUUAUAAAUUACGAACUGCUUAUUUUAAUGCAGCCUUUACGUAUAUUUAGUUAAAAAAAAUGAUAUUUUUGUAUUAUUCCUGUUUUAAUGAAGAUUUGCCAGGUUUUUUAUAUAUUGAAUUAAAAAAAUAAGCUAAUGUACUAUUAUAUGUAUAGAAACGGUAGAAAGCUACUGUAAUUGUAUUUUACAUAGUGUAAUUGCUUUUGAGGAAUUGAGAAAAUUUGCAAUUUGUCACAAAGAAGCCGAGAACAUUUACUUACAUACAUGCAUGUAUCAAUUGAUUUUUUAAAUUAACACUAAUCAAGAGACCUGUUGAAUUAUAAAGGAACUUAUUAUUUCAGAAAUUGAAAGCAACAAAUUUCUUGUUAUACAAAAAUGAAUCUCUCUUGUUAUGUACAUUUUCAGUUACUUUGGAUUUUUAUUAAAAAAAUAUAGUGAAAAUUGUAUUAAAAAAUCCGGGACAAGUAGACAAUAAGUCAUUUGAAAUGUGAAACCAUUUUAAAAUACUUCGAUGUAUUAUUUUAAGUCGGAUCUAAAUGUUUUUUAUUAUAACCGUUUUUGCUCAAAAAGUAAAAUCCAUCCAACAAUAUAGAAUUUUGCAAAUGCGGCAUUUAAUUUUUGGGUCUCCAAUUUCGAAAUUUCUCAAUUAAGUAAAAACAUAUAAUAAAUAAUAUAAUUUUAUGUUAUUUUGACCCAUUGGUUUUGUUACUUUUAUUUUUUAUAAUUUUUAAAUACUUUUUGUAGAUAUUUCUACAUAUAUAGAUUAAUUUCUCAGAAAUACGAGACUCAAAUAGCAACUUAAAAAUGCUAGCAGCAAUGCUAUAAAUCGUAAAUAUGCAGGGUAAAUGUUAUUCCUCUUUGUAGUACAAUAUGCAUGUUGAAAA